Messenger RNA from Geodia barretti, 1251 nucleotides. The record is from the annotation of a GenBank genome assembly. Lineage: Eukaryota; Metazoa; Porifera; Demospongiae; Tetractinellida; Geodiidae.
AUGGACAUCACCCUGCGGCAGCUCGAAUACUUCGUGGCCGUAGCCGAGCGCCUGAGCUUCCGGGCCGCGGCCGAGGCGUGCUUCGUUACCCAGCCGGGCCUGAGCAUCCAGCUAAAGGAGUUGGAGGGACAGUUGGACGUGCAACUGUUCGAGCGCAGCCGGCGCAGGGUCCUGAUCACCCCGGAGGGGGAGACGCUGCUGCCCCUGGCCCGGAGCAUCCUGACUCAGGCCGGCGAGCUCGUGGACACGGCUCGCAGCCUGACCCGGCCGCUAUCCGCCACGCUGCGGCUGGGGGUCAUCCCCACCGUGGCGCCCUACCUGCUCCCCAAGGCGCUGCCGGCCAUCCGCCGGCGGUAUCCGGAGUUGCGCAUCCUGCUGCACGAGGACUUCACGCACCGGCUGCUGGCGCUGUUGAGGGGAAGGGAAGCUGGACCUGCUGCUGCUGGCGGCCACCGGUUCGCCGCGCGCAAGCGCCUGACCGAAGCCGACCUCGCCGGCGAGCAGGUGCUGCUGCUGGACGACGGCCACUGCCUGCGGGACCAGGCCCUGGAGGUAUGUCAGACCGGAGGUGCCAGCGAGGUAGGCGACUUCCGUGCCGGCAGCCUCAACACGCUGGUGCAGAUGGUGGCGGGCGGCAUCGGCAUCACCCUGCUUCCGCAGCUCGCCCUCGAGGUGGAAUGCCGCGCUCCCUCGUCCAUCGUCAUCCGGCCCUUCCGCAAACCCGAGCCCAGCCGCACCAUCGGCCUGGUGUGGCGAACGAAGUCACCCGCCUCGGAGACCGACAAGAUGAACAUUACCCUGAGUAUUGACGAGGAAAUUGUGAAGAAGGUCCGCAAGAUCGCUGUCGACAAAGAUACCACGCUGACGGCGAUGGUCAGAGAGUAUCUGACAUCCGUCGCCAACCAUGACCUCGCCCAACGCACAGAGCACGUAGCUCGGCUGAAAGAUGCUCUUCAGAGAAUAGGGGAGUUCAAAGCGAAGGUAGCGCUGGAGGCACUGCGCGGGGACAAGACGAUCCAGGAGAUCGCGGUGCGGCACAAGGUUCAUCCGAACCAAGUGAGUACCUGGAAGCAGCGGGCGGUGGAGGGGAUGAAGGAGGUCUUCACGAAGGGGGCGGAGCGGGCACGUGGGGACCAUGAGGGGGAGAUCCGGGACCUGCACGCGAAGACCCAACUCAAGGCCGCCCUUGAAGCGCAUCGAAUCAAACCCCGCCUUGACACCGUCAUUCACUCUCAAACCAGGGCUCACUGA